GCACAGAAUUUCACCAGCGGCACCGCCUUGCAUGGACUCUAAAAGCCCUUUCAUCUCACUAAUUUCUAAAUCCUUGUCUCUCUCACCCUCCCUUCCCCAUGCAAAUUCACCGACAACUUUCUUUCUUUCCCUAGUCGUCAUCAUCAUCUCCCAUGGCUCCCAAAAUCUUUCAUCUCUACCGAGUUCUCAAUCCUCACUCUUUUCUCCCUCGAUUCCUCAAUUCUCGGCCUUUAUUACAUCUCUUGUUCAUCCACCCAAAGCACUUUCACAGACAAGUGUGACCCACACUGGCAAGUGAACACCAAAAUUGGAGAAAAGAGAGCCAAAUCUAUCGAUCGGCGACGGAGGUGCUAUUCACGGAUGCCAACGAGAGAAGAAGCUUCCUGGGAACUCCCAGGUUUUGGGGAGGUAGAAAAUGAGGUUCUGGAGUCUAAGAAAGAGGGGUUUCUUUUGAGACAACAACGGUUGAAUAAGAGAAGGAUCGUUGAGUUUCCAGAGGGAUCGUUGGAGUAGGUACAUUUUCUAGGUUUAUCUCUCUUAGGUAAUUUCUAAAACAGAGGGUUUUUUUUUUUACAUACUACAGGGAACUCUUAGUAAAUUACAAGUUGCCUCUCUUUCUCUCCCUUGGUUUCUAUCUCCAUUCUCUCCUACUCUUUCUUUGGCCCUACCUAGAGCCUUUAUCUCUCUUAGUGCUUAGGGAGGCAUGAUGAAUUAUAAUUUUCUUCCCAUGUGUUGUUUUCUACUUGUAAAUCCCAACACAUUGGAAAUAAGUAUGUUAUGAACAC
Rubroshorea leprosula is the source of this 785-nucleotide messenger RNA. Lineage: Eukaryota; Viridiplantae; Streptophyta; Magnoliopsida; Malvales; Dipterocarpaceae. The record is from the annotation of a GenBank genome assembly.